AUGGAACGUACAAUGCAUUCAAGGGCUUCUCAGCCACUCAGAAUCCUCUCGCUCGACGGUGGUGGAAUUCGGGGCAUCUCGAGCCUAAUGAUUCUACAGAGAAUCAUGGAAGGGAUCCGCGAUGCUCAUCAGCUCAACUAUGUCCCACGCCCGUGUGAUCAUUUCGACUUGAUUGGGGGUACAAGCACUGGGGGUAUCAUCGCUAUUAUGCUAGGUCGGCUCGGAAUGACCGUGGAUGAAUGCAUUCGAGCGUACCGAAAGGUUGCAGAACGUGCUUUUACUCCGAAAGCACAUGCCAUUAUCCCAGCGCGCCCCGAUGGAGCUUUCUCUGCCCGUGCACUGGAGGAGGCUAUCAAGCAGACUGUUACAGAGUUCUGCACAAAUAGAGAAUGUGUGAGCCGUCGGCGCAAUAGUCCCUCUGGAACUCGAUGCGAACACUCUGAUCUCCCCUUCCGCGAUCAUUCGUGCACGAAAACGGUUGUUUUUGCUGUCAUGAAGGCCGAUGUCAACGCGGAACCUACGCUUUUCCGGACAUACAACAAUUCAAAUGCAUUGGAUGGUUGCGCUAUUUGGGAGAUUGCCCGCGCCACGUCAGCUGCGAGUACGUUCUUCAAGUCAAUUAAAGUUGGUCGAGACAAGAUCGAGUACAUUGAUGCAGGAUUCGGCUACAACAACCCAUGCGACAGGCUUAUUGCAGAAGCUAAGGAGGUGUUCCCUGGCCGGAGUGAUCUACAGAUUCUGAGUAUCGGAACCGGACUUGGAAACGCGGUCUGUAUAAAGAAUAGUCGCAUGUCAAUUAUUGAGGCACUGAAGAAAAUGACUACAUCCUCCAAUAGGGUAGCCGCCAGCUUGGAUGAUCGAUAUGGCGACAAUGGCCAGUAUUUUCGAUUCAAUGUGGAACGUGGUCUCGAGGAUAUUAAGUUAUCAGAUUGGGAACAGACUAGCAAGAUUUCCGAACACACUAGGGAUUAUCUGCGCGAGAAUUCCAAGGGAAUUGAGAAAUUUGUGAAGACAUUUGGGGCAAGGGGUGAGCAGGAUGGGCGGGGUUAUGAUCGGGUUAUGAAUAUUCCCUUGGUAAGCCCUGUUUAA
Molecule: messenger RNA, 1089 nt
Organism: Penicillium expansum
Lineage: Eukaryota; Fungi; Ascomycota; Eurotiomycetes; Eurotiales; Aspergillaceae
Product: Patatin/Phospholipase A2-like protein
Exons: 4
Coding region: 1-1089 (362 amino acids)
Biological process (GO): arachidonate metabolic process
Cellular component (GO): membrane
Source: RefSeq, a predicted model, not a curated record